Messenger RNA from Anoplopoma fimbria (sablefish), 2296 nucleotides. It is a transcript of the gene leo1, whose product is annotated as LEO1 homolog, Paf1/RNA polymerase II complex component. Gene Ontology annotation, cellular component: Cdc73/Paf1 complex; nucleus. The transcript is spliced from 14 exons. The coding region runs from base 84 to 2129 and encodes 681 amino acids. Gene Ontology annotation, biological process: positive regulation of transcription elongation by RNA polymerase II; transcription elongation by RNA polymerase II. Lineage: Eukaryota; Metazoa; Chordata; Actinopteri; Perciformes; Anoplopomatidae. The record is from RefSeq and is a predicted model, not a curated record. Gene Ontology annotation, molecular function: RNA polymerase II C-terminal domain phosphoserine binding.
CUCCUCUUGAACUCGGAAACGAAACCUCUCAUCAACACCGGAUCAUUUCCUGCGGGUCACAUUUUUACUACAGUUUGAGAGAAAUGGCGGACAUGGAUGAAUUGUUCGGGAGCGACGGGGACAGCGACAAUGAGCAGAGAGUGUCUGGCUCUGGCUCUGGUUCAGACUCCGAGCAGGAGAGACCUCGAUCUGCUAGCAACGCCUCGGCCAGUGGCAGCGGCAGCGACAGUGAGAGGGAAAGGAAUGACGAUGAUGAUGAAGGCCAGGAGGCGGGGAAAGCCAGUAUCAAUAAGGAGCUGUUUGGAGACGACAGUGAGGACGAGCAACACAGUCAACACAGCGGCAGCGACAACCAGUCGGAGCGGUCGGGGAACCAGUCUGACGCCAGCAUCCACUCGGACCAGGCGGACAACGAUCACUCCGAUGCUGAGCAGCACAGCGGCUCGGAGCGCGGCCAUCGGGACGAGGACGAAGACGAAGAGGACGCUGGCCGCCGGUCGGAGGCAGGAAGCCCGGCUGGAAGCCCGGCUGGAAGUCCGGCAGGAAGCCCAGUUGGAAGCCCAGUUGGAAGCCCGGCUGGCAGCGUGAUGUCUGGAGAAGGGAGCCCUCGCUCUGAGAGGGGAAGUGUCCGUUCGGACAGAAGCGUUCACAGUGAUCCCGGGACUCCGCAGUCGGGGCCGGGCACCCCUCAGUCCGACGCAGAAGUGUCCGGCAGGGAGAACCAGUCAGACGAUGAGAAAUGGGAACGAGGGGCUAAGAGCGACCAGUCGGAGGAUGAGGAGGAGAAACGCCAUUACUCCGACGAGGAAAGAGAGAACUCUGAUGACGAGGGGCCGAGGAACAGGAAGUCAGAGUCUCCAAAGGGCAGUGAUAGUGAAGAUGAUUUCCUCAGACAGAAAACCAAAGCGAAAGCUGCCUCUGAUUCAGAUUCAGACAGCGAUGUCGGAACAAAGAAAGUAAAGAAGACGGCAGCAGAUGACCUGUUUGGAGAGGCUGACGACAUCUCUUCAGACAGCGAUGCAGAGAAGCCUCCGACCCCGGGACAGCCCCUGGAUACAGAGGAUGGGAUGGACGGGGACCAUGCAGAAGAGGAGCCUACAGCUGAAACCCGUAUAGAAGUAGAGAUCCCAAAAGUCAGCACAGACCUAGGAUCUGACCUUUAUUUUGUCAAGCUGCCCAACUUCUUGUCUGUGGAGCCAAGACCCUUUGAUCCUCAGUACUAUGAGGAUGAGUUUGAGGAUGAAGAGAUGCUGGAUGAGGAGGGACGGACCAGGCUCAAGCUGAAGGUUGAGAAUACCAUCCGUUGGCGAGCCAAGAAAGACGAGGAGGGAAAUGAAGCCCGCGAGAGCAACGCGCGCAUUGUCAAAUGGUCUGAUGGCAGCAUGUCCCUCCACCUGGGGAAUGAAGUGUUUGAUGUUUACAAAGCUCCUCUCCAGGGAGACCACAACCACCUGUUCAUCCGACAGGGCACCGGACUGCAGGGACAGGCCGUGUUCAAAACCAAACUCACAUUCAGGCCCCACUCCACAGACAGCGCCACCCACAGGAAGAUGACCCUGUCUCUGGCUGACCGCUGCUCCAAGACACAGAAGAUCAGAAUCCUUCCCAUGGCGGGACGGGAUCCUGAGUCGCAUCGCAAUGAAAUGAUCAAGAAAGAGGAGGAGCGGCUGCGAGCUUCCAUCCGCAGAGAGUCCCAGCAGAGGAGGAUGAGGGAGAAGCAGCACCAGAGAGGCCUGAGCAGCAGUUACCUGGAGCCCGACCGCUACGAUGACGAGGAGGAGGGCGAGGAAGCCAUCAGCCUGGCAGCCAUCAAGAGCAAAUACAAGGGAGGAGGAGGCCUGAGAGAGGAGCGAGCGAGGAUCUACUCAUCAGACAGUGAUGAAGGCUCUGAUGAUGACAAGGCCCAGAGGCUGAUGAAGGCCAAGAAGCUAGACAGCGAUGAGGAGGGCGAAGGGUCGGGCAAGAGGAAGGCGGAGGACGACGAGGAAGUAUCCACCAAGAAGGCCAAGAAAUAUGUCAUCAGCGACGAAGAGGAGGAGGAGGGGGAGGAGGAGGGGGAGGCGGAGGCGGAGGUGGAGGCGGAGGUGGAGGAAGAGGCGGAGGAAGAGGAAGAAGAGGAUGAUGAAUAAUUCACUUUUUUUAUUAUCAUUCCCCUGUAUUAGCAGUGCUCAGCCCACAUGGCAUAUAAACAGCCAUAUCUUGUUUUGUAUAUUUUCUUAAGACCUGCCUGUGGGUGAGUGUGAUUGUAUGUUUUGCUUGUUUAUGUUGUGUACAGAAAAGGUGAGAAAUAAAGAAA